Molecule: messenger RNA, 855 nt
Organism: Triticum turgidum subsp. durum (durum wheat)
Lineage: Eukaryota; Viridiplantae; Streptophyta; Magnoliopsida; Poales; Poaceae
Source: the annotation of a GenBank genome assembly
AUGGCCUUCCUCCUCCCCAAGCUCACCACGCCUCCCUGCAGAUCGCCGCCGCCCAGUCCCCUCAAGCCCCAGCUCGGCCUGCCCAGCCACGGAGGCGGCAGGCUCCACGGGGCCGGCUCGGCGCAGGCCGCGGCGCCGACCCACCUCAACCUCCCGCUCCUCCUCAGCGCCUCGCAGCAAGAAGCCCCCACGGCCAAGUCCGCCGAGACCAGGAACAGGGCUGCGAGCGGCGGCGGCGGCGGCGGCGGGGACCCGCGAAGGUCGGAUUUUUACCUCAACCUUGGGGCGGCGGUGCGCGCGCUGCGGGACGACCUGCCGGCCGUGUUCCUCCGGGAACCCAACUACGACAUCUACCGCGAAGACAUCACAUUUGUUGAUCCGCUGAACACUUUCCAUGGGAUUGACAACUACAAAACAAUCUUCUGGGCUCUCAGAUUCCACGGACGUCUACUAUUCAGUGAAAUUGGGCUCGACGUAUCACGCAUUUGGCAACUAACAGAAACCUCGAUAGUUGUCCGGUGGGAACUGUGGGGCACACCGCGUGUCCCGUGGGAAUCAUAUGGCUGCUUCAGUGGCACAUCCAGGUACAAAGUCGACAGGAACGGGAAAAUUUACGAGCAUAAAGUCGACAACCUGGCAUUGGACUUCCCCCGGCCGGCUGUCAAAGUGGGCAGCAUUACUAACUUAGUAGUUGCUGCAUACCCACCGAGCCCCAAUCCAACUUUCUGGGAUGUAGUUGGGACAGGCGAUGGAUGCUCAUGGACAAAGCUUUACCGAGCGGUGCUGGAGACAGUAGAGCGGGAAGGUGACAUUCCCGCAGGCAUUUGCAUGGAAGGUCUACUCACUUGUUCAUAG